Messenger RNA from Stylophora pistillata, 2112 nucleotides. Its product is annotated as transcription cofactor vestigial-like protein 4. The record is from RefSeq and is a predicted model, not a curated record. Gene Ontology annotation, molecular function: transcription coactivator binding. Lineage: Eukaryota; Metazoa; Cnidaria; Anthozoa; Scleractinia; Pocilloporidae. Gene Ontology annotation, biological process: negative regulation of DNA-templated transcription.
UGGCAUCAUAACUAAUUCCUUUCAUUCCUAAACACAAAUCAGAUGUUUGUUUCUAUUUAUGAAAUGGUACCCACUGAAAUGAUCUGUUAGGAAGGCAUUUCUUCAAGGCUCCCUCCAGUUGAGGGAUAAAUAAUUAUGGUAAUGGAGACUCCGCUAGAUGUACUGUCAAGAGCCGCUUCCUUAGUGCAGCCUGACACAAGGGAAAAAGCAGAGACGGACGCAGGUGAGGAAUCACCAAAGGUGAUGCCUUCAGCAGAAAACAGAAGAAAACGAAAUCUUGAAAGACGAGACAUUUCUCAAGCGUUGAAUUUUGAUGACGGCCGUCUUGAAAAACUCUCGUCGGUGAAGACAGCGGGAACACAAACGUCUCCAUUAAACCCAGUGGCCACUACAAAAUCAAGAAUUGAUUCUGGGCCCCCUCCUCUCAUCUCAAUUGUUCCAAAACCAGAAGACUCUGGAUACAUGCACUCUCAUCUUCCUCCACACUCCCGGCCAUCUGUAAUCACAUCCACCAAUAUUAUUCGCAGGCCAGUUGGUUUUAUGGCUCCAUCUCACCUUUAUGGUCCUACAGAAAUGUUUUGUUACCCAGGUCCUCACAGACGCGAAAUUGUGGAAUCAGGAAUCAUUGAUCCUUUUGUUGAAGAACACUUUCGUCGUAGCCUUGGUGAUGACUACAAAUGUGUCAGCCCAACAGCAAUGUCUACAGCAGGUUCAGUUGAUGACCAUUUCGCAAAGGCUCUUGGAGACACAUGGCAGAAAUUAAAAAAACCUGAAGUAUCAACUCAGUCUUCAAAUCCACCUCAACUGCAAUCAAUUGUGUCACCUGCUAACUAGCUCUGUAUUUUUUAUAUGUAUUUUCUUAAGUAUGUACUAGGGUUUAUCAUGUAGUGGUUCUGUGUCCUUGUCCUAAUGCUAUGUAUCACAAAUUCAUUGCAUGCAUGAUUUGUCAAUUCUAGCAUUAACAUUAAUUCAUGAUUUCCUUUUUGUAAGUCUGAACUUUUGCAGACUUUCAAGCUGAUGAAAUUAUCAAUAGGCUUACUUUAAUUUGUGAAGAUAAAUCAUUUUAAAUGUAUCCAUUAUUUGUUGAAAACUUGUGUUAUUUAGCUAUGGCAUAAGGGCUUGCAAUGAUGCAAUCCAUGCAUGAACAUGUGCUAUGUACAUGUUUAGUUUUCUCAGCUGAUUUGUACUGUGCAUGUCACCUCAGGUAUUGUGAAUGUUAAGGUCCACAUGCAUAUUUAAUGAGCAGUUUAGAAAUUAAGAAUUUCUAAAGGCAUUACUUAUGAUCUUCAAGAACAGCAACUAUGUUUAAGCUCAUUUUCUGAGUUAAUUUAUGAGUGAAUGAAUCUCCAAUUCAUGUAACUGUUUCUACUCACUAUUACAGUCACUUAGAAGCAAAUGCAGGAAUAGUUUUUUCCUUAGAUUUCUUGCAUCAUUGAAGUGAGUUAUAUGUUGAAAGUCAUUUACCAAAGGCAAUUAACUCAAUUAAUCCUCUAACUCAAUUAAAAAAAAUUGUGUUUAAAACCUUUGUAAUCCAUUCAUUACUUUUGUAAUAGUAGUUUUUAAUUUAUUUUUUAACAAAUAUUUUGUCAGAUAUGAUGAUGUAGAGUAGAGAAGUUCACAAACAACCUAGAUCUCUCUUUAGUCAAACUUAUAAUACUAAGGCAUGUCGUCAACAUCAUCAAGGAAGUUUAUAAUGACAUGUCAUUAAGAAAAGGUCUGCAGACCCUUUUGUUAGUUUGAUUUUGAAAUGUUUGCUUUUUUAUAACAAUGGACAGGAGCUAAUUUGUCAGGUUGAAAUUUUUUUGUUCUUGUCAAUUAUGAGAAAGGUUCUUUAGGGCACGUCUUGGUAAGAGGAUGUUUGUUUUGCACGUUGUAGACACAGAGAAAAUCAAAUUGUUGAAUAUUGUUUAAAUGUAUCAUUUUAGGCAUGGAUUGAUGGGUCUGAGAUAUUUGGUGUUGGGGCAAGCAGUUUGAUAAAUUUUAAUUGAAAUAGUGAGCUAAGAGGUAAUUGUAAAUAUAGUGUGUACACAAGAGCUAUUUAAUAUAUUGUGUAGUAAUGUAAAUAUCAACAAGGUUGCUGAGAACUUCAUUAAACUUGAUUGACACCAUCAA